GACUUGGGCCGUCUCCGUCGCGGAUACUGGCUAUCUCCUUGCGUUUCGCGUGAGCUGUGGUUCGGCUGCACCGUUUCUUUGCGCUGGAAACGCGCGUGCAAUAAAAUUGAAUCGUAGCGCCGCAAAAUGCUCAGGAUGCAGCGAUUGGCCUUUUUGCUGAUGGCUGCUGCCGCCGCAUGGCAGCUGCCAUCGCUGACCGCGCGGCGACCAACUCUAUUACGAGCCGAGACCGAGGCGGCCCUGGCCCAGGGCCGCACGGAUGCCCUCAUCAAGGAGUUGGCCGACACCGAGGUCUUUAACCUCCCGGCCAAAGUAAGGCAAGAGACCAUUUUGAGGCAGGUCGGCCGGCCGCAGUUCUUUUUGCGCAUUGCGGAGCUGUGCGACGAUGCGGAUGAGGAAGAACGCGAGAAGCUCACGGCGUUGGCCGAUAACCUCGCGAAGACUUUGACGGUCGUCGUCGAGUCCGCGGAGCAAAAGAUCGACGACUCGUCCGCCAUCUUGCAGGAGGUCGUCGCGUCGUGCGCCGAGCCCGACGGCGAGUUUUUGGUACCGUUAUCGGAGGAGCGGUUCUCAUCGCUGCAAAAAGCGGUCUGGACGAAGAUGGAGGCCGGCGAGUUGGGGGAAAUCGCAUUGUCGACGGUGGACGCCUGGGCGAAGAAGGCCCAGGACGACGGGUUGGACGGGAUGGUUUCUAUCCUGCGAAAAGUGCUGCAGCUCUACGCUUCGAGAGUACUGCGCUUCGACGCGGCGCUCGCGGCGCAGCAGCUCGCGGAGAUGAUGCCGCCCGACGCCGCGGAGAAGGUCGAUUUGAGCGGCGACGCGCCGGCGUUGCACCCCGACUACGCCGCCGCCGCGGACCUCUACGAGGAGCUGCUCGCCGGCGACGCCGACGCGUGGCCGCGGCUGUUGAGCGAGCGGCUGAACGGCGACGGCGCCGUGAAGAAGCGCAAUGUCCUGGCCAUCGUCCAGGCCCAGAUCGAGCGCGUCGUUUUACUGCAGGAGAACGGGUCCUUUUCCCAGCGCGUGUCCGCGGAGUUCCUGCGGGAGCUCGUGCAGCAGGUCGAGAAGAACGCGCCGGCGUCCGAGGACGACGCGUUCGACGCCGCGGCGUUUGUGAGGGAGCAGGUCCUCGGCGACGACGCAUAAGUAUGAUUUCUU
Pelagomonas calceolata is the source of this 1158-nucleotide messenger RNA. The record is from the annotation of a GenBank genome assembly. NCBI's taxonomy places the organism in Eukaryota, Pelagophyceae, Pelagomonadales, Pelagomonadaceae.